CUCUCUCUCUCUUCUCUAUUCGUUGGUUGGUGGGUUUUUGCUGGUGGUGUAAUCGGCAAUACCGCCGGAACACAGAACAAAACCAGACAGGUAAAGUGGUAAACGAGGUAAACGGGCCAAACUCCGUCUUUCUCUGUGCAGUUGCUUGUUUUACACUUUCGAUGAACUCGUAUUGAGAUUAGUGUGAUUGGUGAAGAAAAAAAAAAAAAAAAAUGGCGAGAGAGAAAAUUCAGAUCAAGAAGAUCGAUAACGCCACGGCGAGACAGGUAACUUUCUCGAAGAGAAGAAGAGGGCUUUUUAAGAAGGCUGAGGAACUCUCCAUCCUCUGUGAUGCUGAGGUCGCUCUCAUCAUCUUCUCCUCCACUGGAAAGCUCUUCGAAUACGCUAGCUCAAGCAUGAAGGGGAGUUUUCCAUCAACCUCUUACGAUAUUGUGGAAAAUGAAGGGGAACCAGCAUCAGAUCAUUGUUACAGCGGUUGCCCAAUGGUGAACAUAAACUUGGUUUUCAUUUCCCCUGAUUUUGUUAGAUACGGGGAUGCCUAUUCUACAGAAUCUCUGUUAAUUUUUUCCUGCAGUUCCAUCAAGCUUGAAGGUUUAACUGCAUGUGGAAACAAGGAAUCUUUUACCUUUGAAUGGGCAAUUGGUGAUGUCAUUGAGAUUGAAUCACAAUGCUGCGAAAUGGCCAAGACAGCUCUAGUUAAACUCUGUUUAAAUGAAGUAGAUGCAGUAGGAGCUGAAAAUGCAGAUGAUACUUCAGGUGUUAUGGAAUUGAUUUUUGGGGUCUCUGACCCUCAGUGGUCUGAGAAACAGGAAAUGAUCACAUCAUUGCAUGCAAGAUACAGGGAUAUUUGGAAUGUUGCGCUCGGUGAUGAAAAAAAGAACUUUGGGGAGCGAAGUUACCUUUUUCUUCGAAAGCUUUACUCUGCUUCUAAUGAGGCUUUUGAAGAAGUUAUCUAUCCAAAAGGGGAUCCUGAUGCUGUUUCCAUUAGUAAGAGAGAUGUUGAGCUAUUACAACCGGAGACAUUCAUCAAUGAUACGAUCAUUGACUUCUAUAUUAAAUAUUUGAAGAAGAAGAUUACACCGGAGGACAAGCAUAGGUUCCACUUUUUUAAUAGUUUUUUCUUUCGCAAGCUGGCUGAUCUGGACAAAGAUCCAUUAAGUGCUUCUGAAGGCAGUGCAGCUUUUCUACGUGUUCGUAAGUGGACAAGGAAAGUGGAUCUUUUUGGAAAGGAUUACAUCUUUAUUCCUGUUAACUUCAAUCUACACUGGAGCUUGAUUGUCAUCUGUCAUGCUGGUGAAGUGGUUAAUUUUAAAGAUGAAGAUAUUGACAAGUCCCCUAAAGUACCUUGCAUUUUGCACAUGGAUUCUAUCAAAGGAAGUCAUCAGGGACUAAAGAAUCUUAUUCAAAGUUACCUAUGGGAAGAGUGGAAAGAAAGGCAGAAAGAGACACCCGAAGAUGUUUCAGCAAAAUUCUUUAAUUUGCGCUUUGUACCCCUUGCGCUGCCACAGCAGGAAAAUUCAUUUGAUUGUGGCCUGUUCUUGCUACAUUAUGUGGAUUUGUUUUUGGAAGAUGCUCCGGUUAGCUUUAGCCCUUUCAAGAUCACAAAGUUCUCCUAUUUCCUUACCAUGGAUUGGUUUCCACCUGCUGAGGCAUCUUCCAAGCGUUCACUUAUCAAGAAGUUAAUUUAUAAAAUCCUCGAUGAAUAUUCUGAGAAAGUUCCUCAACCUGCUUCUGGUGACAAACAAUGUUCCUUUGAUUUUCAAGAAGAUAAUAAUGAGCACAAAAAUGGAGUAGAAUUUUUUUCAAAGGAGUGUUGCCCCAAAAAGAUUUUUCAGAAUAACUCUUCUUCUACUGCUGAACAAGGAAUAGAAAUCAAACUUUUGCCUAUGUCACCUCGAGGGCCUUUCCAAUGCAGCAGGGAUUCAGGAUUGGUUUAUAGGGAGUUGCUCACUCCUGGAACCUCUGCAGGAUUGUCUUCGGAAGGACACUCCAGACCUUUUGAUAGGAUGGAAUCUUUUCAAAAAUUCAAGUCUGCUGUGUCACCAAUAGAGGAGGAUUCAGAAACUGGCGAGCAGUAUAUAUAUUCUCCAUCAGCAGAUUGUCAGCAACUGGCUAGAUUAACAAAGGAAGCUUGUAGAACUUCUUCAUCUUCCUCCAAAGAUUGUGAACCUUUUGAGACACUUCUGAACCUAAGAAUCUCCAUGCGACAGGAGGAACACAGGGUGGGGUACUCAUCAACUAACCCAUCAAGCUGUGGUUCACCCAGUUCAUCAGAAAGAGGGGCCGAUGAGGAUGUGAAGGGCCCAAAUCAACACAAUUCCCUGAAGCUGAGGCCAGUAUCACCACAAAAAAUUGGAUGUGAAUGCCCUGCUUUGCUUGCCAGUGGAAAUUUACAAAGCCAUGUUAUUGAAGAUUCAGAAGAGGUGGAUGAUGGGAAUUUAGAUAGCCAUGUUGUUGAAGAUUCACAAGAGGUGGAUGGUGGGAAUUUAGAUAGCCAUGUUGUUGAAGAUUCACAAGAGGUGGAUGGUGGGAAUUUAGAAAGUCAUAUUGUUGAAGAUUCACUGGAGGUGGAUAUACUGGUUGAUGGCAAUGAGCAUGGUGAUCCUCUUUCCUGCUGCCCAGAAAAUGUUACUACCUCUUCCCAUCAAGAUGCUGACUUCAGAAAAGACAUGGAAGUUGAAAUCAAUGAUUUACAAUUUAGCAAUGAUGUUGUCCCAGAACCAUUGAAACAGCCAGCUGCAAAACGCCCAAGGCUUAUGUCUUCUCUCAAAGAAGGAAUUUGAGAAUCCAGAAUCUUAUUGGAGGAUAGGAAUUUGAUUCAAGUUUUGUUCCCUAGCUUAUCAUAGGGAUUUUUCAUCUUACCUGGGUUGGGGAGUUGAUCAAGGAACCAAUAGAUUGAAAGAUGGGUGAUGGAUUCACCAGGUCCUUUCCUGGUACCGUUUCUU
Messenger RNA from Telopea speciosissima, 2945 nucleotides. RefSeq names its product probable ubiquitin-like-specific protease 2B. Lineage: Eukaryota; Viridiplantae; Streptophyta; Magnoliopsida; Proteales; Proteaceae. The coding region runs from base 213 to 2783 and encodes 856 amino acids. Gene Ontology annotation, biological process: positive regulation of transcription by RNA polymerase II; proteolysis. The record is from RefSeq and is a predicted model, not a curated record. Gene Ontology annotation, molecular function: protein dimerization activity; cysteine-type peptidase activity; RNA polymerase II transcription regulatory region sequence-specific DNA binding. The transcript has 17 exons.